Molecule: messenger RNA, 6029 nt
Organism: Drosophila sulfurigaster albostrigata
Lineage: Eukaryota; Metazoa; Arthropoda; Insecta; Diptera; Drosophilidae
Gene: Cad74A
Product: cadherin-23
Exons: 9
Coding region: 422-5887 (1821 amino acids)
Biological process (GO): homophilic cell-cell adhesion
Cellular component (GO): plasma membrane; catenin complex
Molecular function (GO): cadherin binding; calcium ion binding
Source: RefSeq, a predicted model, not a curated record
AGGUGAGCGAGCGUCGCGCCGUCAAGACGUUGCUACGGUUGAAUUCGUCGUCGGUUGUCGUUACUUUCUGUUGAGCUGUGUGUGUGCUACAGUGGGCAAAAAAAUAAAGAAAUACAACAAAGUAUUUAAAGCAAGAGAAUCAAGUUUCGUACCUGGCGUCAUACUCGCAUUGUUGUCUUAUUUUUGCGUGUUCGCAUUUCGGCUACUUCUCGGGUGCGUGUUUGUAAAUGUGAAAUAAUCAUUUCGAAAAGUGUUUAAUAACUGUGCAUCUAAUUCAACAAGUCAGUUGAAAAGUUGAAGUGUAAGUCGUGCCGUGAUUUGUGCUACAUGUGCUAAAUACUUGAGAAAACAUCAUCGAAUUCUUCGCUUCGAGCUAACGGAUACAGAUACAUAACGGGCCCCAGAAAUUAGCAACGGCAACAUGUUGCUGCCGUCGCUGUUGUUGUUGCUGUUGCUGGAAGCAACUGCGGCACAGCUGCUGAAUCAUCCGCCACAUUUUGUGGCCGGCACCGGAGACAUGUCUCGAUUCAGCCUGUCGGAGCAUACUCCAGUUGGCAGUCCAGUCUAUCAGCUCAAAGGCAUCGACCCGGAGGGAGGGCGUCUCAAGUACAGCAUCUCUGGCCCAGUUUUCUCCGUGGAUCGUGAUACGGGUGUUGUGCGCUUGCGUCAGGAAUUGGAUCGGGAAACGCAAGACACCAUUGAGGUGAUUAUCAGUAUCACCGAUGACGGCAUCUAUGGCACCGAACCCAACACAGUUUCGCAGCGUCGUGAGAUUCCCGUGCGGGAUUACAACGAUAAUCAACCAACAUUUAUUGGUAGACCCUACACGGCUAGUGUUAGCGAAUCCUUGCCUGUCGGUGCGGAGUUGACAAUUGUGCCGCCAGUUUUAGUUGUCGAUCGCGAUGAGGGCAUCAACGCAGAAGUGCAGCUCAAGUGUGUGCAGGAGAACGACAUUUGCGAUAUCUUUGAAGUGCGUGCUGUCAGGUUGUCCGAUGGCAAUUAUACCGCUCGAGUUGCUUUAAAACAACUUCUCGAUUUUGAGAGUCGUCCGUCUUAUAUUAUGACCAUUGCUGCCUCAGACAGCGCCUUGGAAAAUCGUCUCACUUCCUUUGCCACCAUUUCCAUAAACGUCAUUGAUGUGCAGGAUCAAGCUCCAGUCUUUACUAAUGCUCCUUAUUCCGCAACUGUGCCGGAGAAUACGCCAGCUGGAGUUAGCAUAUUGACAGUUAAGGCAAUCGAUGGCGAUGUUGGCAUACCCAGAGAGAUCUUCUUGUCGCUGGAGGACGAACCUUUCGGACACUUUGAGCUAGUGCCGUUUGGUGAUCCCAAAGAUGGCACAGCCACGCUGAGAACCACCAAUGAGCCGCUGGAUCGUGAGAAUCCAGAGAUACUGCAGAACGGCGGCGUCUAUGUCUUCUCCAUUAGAGCUACAGAACUGAUCGAUGGCGCCAUACCUGCAGACUAUUCCAUCACCAGAGUAACCAUUGUGGUCACCGAUGUCGACGAUCAUAAGCCCGAGUUUAGUGCCUCGCACUUUAACGUUUCCAUCGCGGAGAACUUGGCCAACGGCAUGCCUUUGCCAGGACUCUCUAUUUUUGUGGAUGAUCGAGAUAUGGGCGAGAAUAGUCGCUAUCAACUUAAGCUUAAAGAUGUUAACAAUGCCGCAGGAGUCUUUGCAGUCUCCCCAGCCGAGGGACAAGGACGCACUCCAGUUGUAGUCAAGGUGCUUGAUGCCAGUCGAUUGGAUUACGAUAAUCCGGCACAGCGUAAAUUCGAGUUCGAUUUGGUAGCCAGUUCAAAGGGAGUAGAGCAGGCAAAGGCACGUGUGGAAGUUCAUUUACUGGAUGCCAAUGACAAUGCACCCAUUUUUGCACAGCAAACUUAUCGCUUUACGGCGCCGGAGAAUCUAACAGUUGAUUCUUUAAUUGGCUAUGUGAAUGCUACCGAUGCGGACUCGGCUGAGUUUGGACAUGUGCAGUAUGUGCUCAAGGGAUUUGGUGCCGAUAACUUCUAUGUGCAUCCCGAAACAGGAGGACUAUAUCUGCAGAAGCCGUUGGACUAUGAGAAGCAGAGCUCAUACAGUUUGACUGUCGUCGCUGUUGAUGGCGGUGGCCGCGAGUCGAAUGCCAAUCUCUUUGUGGAUGUGCUCGAUGUCAACGAUAAUUAUCCCAGCUUCGAGAGCGAUGAAUACAGUCGCACUAUUCGUGAGGGCGCUGCAAUCUUUGAGCCGCAGUUCUUUUUGCGCGCCCACGAUGCAGAUGGUCCCACUCAAGGCAACGGCAAGGUGAAAUACGCUUUGGUGUCAGAGAACAGCAUAGCUGGAAAUGUAUUCCGCAUUGAGCCGGAAACGGGCGAAAUCACACUGCAAAAGGCAGCUAAAUCUAUGGAUACGGAGCGUGGAGAGUACGAACUGGUGGUUUCGGCAACGGACUUUGGUAUUCCUCCUUUGACCAACACAACUCGAGUGCUUGUGCGCGUUGGCAUCUCUGGCAAUCAGCGUCCCAUCUUCAAGGGACACUUCCAGAAUGUGGAGAAUCUGCCAGUGGUUGGACCACCCAGUUACCGUGUUUCUAUACCAGAGAAUGCUGCUCCAGGUUACAAUGUGACCACAGUCUCUGCACAUGAUCCCGAUGGUUUGGACAGUUUGCUGAGAUACCGCAUCGUUGGAGCCAACGACAAUUUCCAGAUCAACGAGCUCUCCGGUUUAAUUACCGUGUCCCCUCAGGCGCGCAUUGAUCGCGACUUGAACAUGAACAGCUUUGAGAUUAUUGUGAAUGCCGUAGACUCGGGCACGCCCAUUCCAGAGACAGCCACCACCACAGUUUAUGUCAAUGUCAAGGACAUCAACGAUGAGAAACCCAAGUUCGAGCAGGCGAGCUAUGCUGCCUAUGUCUCUGAGCGCACUGUGAUUGGCGAGAGCGUCUUGAAGGUCAAGGCAAUUGACAAGGAUCUCAACUCACGCUUAGAGUACAGUCUACAGGGACCUGUGAAGGCCACAACCAAGGCGGGCGUUAGCAUUGCCAAUCGCAGCAAUUAUAAUGUGCAGGAAGCCUUCCGCAUCGACUCCCAAACGGGCGAAAUCUUCGUGAACAGCUCUUUAAGACACGAUGUUGCUGCAAUUAUCAUAUUUACGGUGGCUGUGAAGGAUCUGAAUGCCGAAGUAGAUCCAGAGGGACAAGUUGAUACCACCGAGGUCACUGUGUAUGUGCAGUCCUUUAAGGAUAAAGAUCCAGUGUUUAAAAAUCCAGGCUGGAGCAGCUCACGACCCGUGGUCAACAUCAAGAUCAAGGAGGAAAUGCCCAUUGGCAGCGCUUUGUUUAUACUUCAAGCCGAGGAUCCUGUGACACAGCAGCCAAUUACCAGCUUCGAACUGGUGGAACCCAAGGAGCUCGAGUACUUCCAGAUCGCAGAACGCACGGGUGAAGUUAUCCUAAAGAAACGUUUGGACUACGAAGCUUUGGCUGAGUCGGGAGGCGCUGAGUUUGAGCUGCAGGUGCGUGCCAACAGCGCCGAUCGUCAGCGUAGCACCAUCAGUCGGGUGAACAUCACUGUGGAGAAUGUGAACGACAACAGUCCCAUCUUCGAACAAAGCUCCUAUCACGCUACCAUCAUUGAAAACAAGGGCUACCCUGAGCGUGUAAUUCAAGUGAAAGCUCAUGACAAGGACGCCGCACUCAAUAGUCGCGAUGAACGUUUGGGUUACCACAAGGUCAUCUAUUCCCUCCAAGGAGAAUUCGCCAUGCUCUUCGAGAUUAACAAUUUGACGGGACAAAUUAUUGUCGCUCGCAAUCAGAGCAUUGAUCGCGAGCGCACUCCACACAUUCGUCUGCAAGUAAAGGCGGAGGAUUCGCCCGGCAAACCCACCGAUGCCAAGCAGAGUGUUGUCGAGCUGCUGAUCGAUGUGCUGGAUGUAAAUGACAAUGCUCCUGAAUUUACCAAGAAGAUCUACAGCACUGUGAUACCAGAGAAUGCGCUGCAAAUGGAGAAUGUGCUGCAACUAGAGGCCACCGAUGCGGACGAGGGACCGGGAGGUGAAGUUCGCUACGAGCUGGUCAACGAGGGCGAGGCUAAUGGCUUGUUUAGCAUUAAUGCCCAGAGUGGUCUGAUUUCCACACGUCGGAAUCUCACGGGCAAGGGUCGCGCUGAAGCCUAUGUGCUAAUCGUGAGAGCUCAGGACAAUGGCAACCAGGUGCCUAAGCAGCCGACGCUUUCCUCAGACGUCGAAGUGCGCAUCUUCAUUGGCGAUGUAAGUGCCAAUGAUGGAGUGCCCUACUUUGUGUUACCUCGAGUGGGACAACGAGCCAAUAUCACAGAGAAUGCUGCUGUUGGCGCACCUGUGUUCCAAGUAAUUGCUAAUGAUCCGGAUGAUGUGAACACGCCUUCAGGCACAAUAACCUAUCGCAUUCUGCCUGACACUCCAGACGCCGAAGCCUUUAGCAUCGAUUCAAUUACAGGACUGAUAACCACGAAGCAGCCUUUGGAUCGUGAAGAGAAGAGCAUGUACAAAGUGCUGCUCGAGGUUAGCGACAAUGGACAGCCGAAGCAAUCUGUCACGCGUAUCCUGAAGAUAGAAGUGCUCGACAUGGACGAUCAUGUGCCACGCUUUGCCAGGGAAAUGGACGAGGGACCAUUGGCCAUGUCCGUGCGGGAGGAAGAACCGGAAGAUACAAUUGUAGGCAACUUUACAGCCAUUGAUGAAGAUCAAGGCGAGAAUGCAGCCAUUGACUACGUCAUCAUUGAAGGCAACAACGAGCAAUUCUUCACCAUCGAACGCACCAACGAGAGCGUUGCUAUCCUGAAGACCACGCAACCCAUCGAUCGUGAACUCGUUGAGUCCUUCACACUGACCGUGAAGUGCAUGAAGCUGGGCGAGCCAGCUUACAAGUACAUUGGAGAUGCUUAUGAUCGUCAGGAUCCUUCCCAUCUGCGCAUCACAGUUAAGAUAAUCGACAUCGAUGACAAUCUGCCGCAGUUCGAGAACCCCGAUUCCACAGUGGGCAUUAGGAUUAAUGUACCCAUCGACACAGUAAUCACCACACUGCGUGCUACUGAUGCCGAUGCCGAGGCAGCUCCCAUUGCGCUUUCCAUUGAGAAUGUUACUUUUGUGCCGCAAUUCUACAAGCGGAGUCGCAAGCUGGCCACCGGAAACUUGGAAUCGCUCUUCACGCUCAACAAUCGCACCGGAGAACUGCGCACUGGCGGCUCUUUUGCUGACUACGUGGAUGGUUACUUCCUGAUGCGAGUGUGUGCCAACAACUCGGCGCUAAGCAAACGACAGACAAAGAGCAACAUCAAGGUGUUUGUCAUCCGUGACAAGUCGCUGCUGAAGUUCGUCUUCGCCCGGCCACCCAACGAGAUACAGCACAACAUUAAACCCUUCCAACAGCAGCUGCAGCAGAAACUCAAGCCCAUGGGUCUGGAGUUGCAUGUGCUGGACACUCAGGUGUUUACGCGUGCUGACAUGAGUCUGGACUUCACCUCGACCAGCUCGUGCUUCCAGAUGUUCCGCAAUGGCGCCGCUUUGUCGCUCAGCGAAAUGCAAAAGCUGAUGAACUCGAAGGAGUUGCGACACGAACUCAUCGACAUCUAUGCGGCGUAUGGAGUGAGUGAUCUGGAAUCCUGCUCCGUGCGGCGCACACACACGGCGGCUCUCUUUGGCAAUCUGCUGAUGUCCGCGGGGGCGUGGCUGGUCAUACUGGCAGCACUGAUAGGCGUGGCCGCCCUGAUAUCACUCUGCACCGCAUGCUGCCUAAAGAAAAAAUUCAAGCGACACAGCAAGCGCAGCUUGCAGGCUAGUCUGCGAACACCGACGGAACACACGCCCACCUCGUAUAGCUACUCGAUGCCCGCCGUGCUCUACUCGGAGCCCAUCUAUGGACCAUUGUAGCCUCAGCUCAUAUUCUGCACAGCCAGAUCCAGUCAAUGGCAAUGGCGCUGAAUCAAAAGUCUAUACUCUACUAUAAAAUCUAGUUAUUUAGUGCACAAGACUCAAGCAACACACGCAGUUGGCCAAAAGAGUUGUGGCCAAA